CGUCGACAACUGGCGCCACGUUGCGUUGCAUCUAGUAAGUGCAUCCAUCCGUUUUCUUCGAGCGGGAGGAUUUAGCUCUUAAUAUUUUCAUCUAGAAAAAAAGCUCAGCGACGAUUUCGAGUGAAGCUGAUUUUUUUAUUAAGGCAACAAUUUAUUAGAAAUGUCGGUGGAACGAGAAAACGGUGAAAAUCAAUUUUCCGAAUCGGAGGAUGGGGUAUCGAUUUUAAAAACGGAUGACUCGUUUAUGUUGAAAUUAAAAGUCCUCAUUGAUCAUUUUACUGAAAAGUAUGAUCGUGAGCCUUCCUUUGUUGUUAAAGUUCCAGGCAGAGUGAAUUUGAUCGGCGAACAUAUCGAUUAUUGCGGAUAUUCAGUUUGUCCUAUGGCGAUCAAGCAACAUGUACUUGUAGCAGUUGCUAUAUCGAACGACCAUCAAAUCAGUGUUACUAAUGUUAAUAAGAAUUACAAUGAUUUUCGAUGUGAUUUACACAAAGUGAAAGCUUGUAUCAACGAUGCCGAGACAGGACCAAUUUGGUAUAAAUACUUUUUGUGCGGUAUACAGGGUGCUCUUGAAGUGAUACCAAAGGAAAAAGUUCCUAAAGGAAUCCUAGCUGCUGUAUGGGGCAAUGUUCCUGCUAAUGCUGGCCUUUCAAGUUCUAGUGCUCUAGUAUCGGCUUCAGUUCUUUCAUUGGUUCAUGCUAGUCAGUUUAGAUUAUCGAAACGAGAUUUAGCAACUAUCAGUGCUAGAGCAGAAAGACAUAUUGGUACUCAAGGUGGUGGGAUGGAUCAGGCGAUCGCUUUUUUAGGAAAAGCAGGUGCUGCUAAGCUGAUAGAAUUUAAUCCUUUACGUGCAACCGACAUUACCUUACCUGAAAGUGCUGUUUUCGUGAUAGCGCAUAGCCAAGCUUAUCACAACAAAGCAUCAACCGUCGAUUAUAAUCUAAGAGUAGCGGAAUGUCGCUUGGCUGCACAGAUAAUAGCCAAGAAGAGAAAUAAAAAUUGGGAAAGUGUGCGAAGAUUAAUUGACGUACAAGACCGCCUCGGUUUUAGCUUGGAAAAAAUGGCCUCCGUUGUGAUGGAAGAUCUCCACGAAGAACCUUACACCAUCGACGAGAUUUGCGAGUGCCUUUCUACAACGUACGAACAACUAAAGGAAACAUCGCAAAUUGCUUCGUUUAAUGCAUCCCAAACAUUCAAACUUAAACAACGAGCUUUACAUGUGUUCCAAGAGGCGCACAGAGUGGCCGAAUUUGAACGCAUAAACAAGGAUGACACGCUAAUAGAAGAUGAAAAAGUCUUGUUGUUAGGCGAAUUGAUGUCGAAGAGCCAUUUGAGUCUUUGUAAGCUCUACGAGUGCAGCCAUCCACGUGUCGAUGCACUCGUCGACAAAGCCAUGAAUUGUGGAGCACUCGGUGCUAGACUUACCGGAGCUGGGUGGGGCGGAUGUAUAGUAGCUAUCAUCACGAAGGACAAAAUUUCUCAAUUCGUCGAAGACAUCCGACAAUAUCUUUGGGAAAGUUGUACGAAGUAUGAACUUGACCUGGACGACUUGGUCUUUCCUACGGAACCUAAUCAGGGUGCUGCAAUUUAUACGCUUUAAUUCCUAAUAUUAUGCUUUGCUCUAUAUUGUAUUAUUAUGUCACGAAAGUAAUUAAUGAUGCUCGUGUCGAUAUUUUUCCUAUGCCUUUUUUUAGUACAAGUAUAUUAUCGAUAUAUACCUACACACAUAUAUAUAUAUAUAUAUAUAUAUAUGUAUAGAUGUAUUCAUACGCGUAUAUGUAUAGAUUAAUAUCUGUAUAGUACCGACUUUGUUCUGAACUAAUUUGUUUAAAAUGGUCAGAUCAAUGCAUACCAAGCAGUCGUGAAACAACAUUUAAUAUGCUAUUAAAUAAAUAUAUUAUAAUGAUAAUAUUCUUAAGAUAUUACAUAGGAUAUAAUAAUUGUAAUAUUUUCUUCUGGUGCAUUAUAUAAUAGCUUUAUGAUAAGACUGGCACGCUAUGUGUACAUUUAUAAGAGUAAUAAUCAAAAUGUUAUGUAUUAACGAGAGCAAUAUGAAAUUAAAUGAAUUCUCGAUUUUA
Molecule: messenger RNA, 2075 nt
Organism: Vespula pensylvanica (western yellowjacket)
Lineage: Eukaryota; Metazoa; Arthropoda; Insecta; Hymenoptera; Vespidae
Gene: Galk
Product: N-acetylgalactosamine kinase
Exons: 10
Coding region: 161-1597 (478 amino acids)
Biological process (GO): galactose metabolic process; carbohydrate phosphorylation
Cellular component (GO): cytosol; cytoplasm
Molecular function (GO): galactokinase activity; ATP binding
Source: RefSeq, a predicted model, not a curated record